Molecule: messenger RNA, 834 nt
Organism: Myotis davidii
Lineage: Eukaryota; Metazoa; Chordata; Mammalia; Chiroptera; Vespertilionidae
Gene: NUDT5
Product: nudix hydrolase 5
Exons: 9
Coding region: 135-698 (187 amino acids)
Biological process (GO): ribose phosphate metabolic process; nucleoside phosphate metabolic process
Cellular component (GO): nucleus
Molecular function (GO): ADP-ribose diphosphatase activity
Source: RefSeq, a predicted model, not a curated record
GUCCGCUCCCCGAGAGGCGUCCCGGAAGAGUUAGGAGACUUUCAGAAGUGCCCGCCCGCUUCCCUCCUAGAGGCGCACUGCCCCGGAAGUGUCAACUUCUUGCCUAAGAACUGGAAAGACUGACUAGUUUGAACAUGGAAAACCAAGAACCAGUGGAUUCUUCUGGAAAAACCAAACAGUUUACUAUUUCAGAGGAGUUAAUUGCAGAAGGAAAAUGGGUCAAGUUUGAAAAAACAACUUACAUGGAUCCUACUGGUAAAACGAGAACUUGGGAAACUGUGAAACGUGCAACCAGGAAAGGACAGUCGGCUGAUGUUGGACUUCCAGGUCUCAUAGAUGAUAAUGAAAGCCCAGAAGCAGCUGCUCUGCGAGAGCUGGAAGAAGAAACUGGCUAUAAAGGUGAUGUUGCUGAAUGUUCUCCAGCUACAUGUAUGGAUCCAGGUUUGUCAAACUGUACCACACACAUUGUGACAGUAACCAUUAAUGGAGAUGAGGCUGAAAAUGUAAGACCCAAGCCAAAUCCAGGAGAUGGAGAAUUUGUGGAAGUGAUUUCCUUACCGAAGAAUGACCUGAUGAAGAGACUUGAAGCACUGGUAACUGAAGAACAUCUGACAGUGGAUUCUAGGGUCUAUUCCUAUGCUCUGGCGCUGAAACAUGCAAAUACCAAGCCAUUUGAAGUGCCCUUCCUGAAAUUUUGAGGCCAGAGGAGAGUAGCCAUGUUUUUGUUUUAUAAACGAGGCCAUAAGGUCUCCUUCACUGAGACUUUGUAUUCAGCUAAGUUUGAUGGAAAUGUAAAAUCACCUUUUUCAUAAAAUAAGAGCAACAAAAAAUGCA